UGACAGCACAACUGUAUAUAUACUGUAUAUUAUAUAACAUUAAUAAUACUCUAAACUAUAAAUACUAUAAACACUGUAAACAUGUGCUUAAAUACCAUCAAAAGAUUACAAUAUCUUCACAAACAAAAGUGGUUACCAUUUGGAUCAGUUAUAUAUCAAACAUCUCUUUCGUGUCACAGAUUGUCAAACAAAUAUAACAAUUGUCAACAAAAUUAUUGUCAAUCAAGAGAUUUAAGUAACAAUACAUACGAUUGGCUGAAAAGUCGAGGAAUUUUAAAGACAUGUUUUCCCGAAAAAGAUGAUAUCAAUCGAUUAAUAUCAACAAAACAUACCAUUUAUGCCGGUUUUGACGCCACGUAUGACAGUCUUCAUGUGGGAAAUCUGUUAGUUAUUAUAGCUUUACUUCAUCUGCAACGAUGUGGUCAUCGCAUUGUUGUUGUCAUCGGCGAUGCAACGGCCAGAAUCGGUGAUCCAAGCGGUAAAACUGAAGAGAGACCUAUGAUUGACAAKGAUUUGAUUGGCAGAUAUGCGUCGAGUAUUGAAAAAAGUAUUGAAAGGAUUUUCGAUAACCACAAGAAAUACUUCUGGAAGAAAAUGGGACGAAAUGACAAACUUGAAGAUUAUAUCCAAUGGUAUAAUGAUAUCAAUGUAAUUGAUUUUAUGAGUAAUUUUGGCCGACAUUUACGUAUCUCAACAAUGAUGGGUAAAACUAUUAGAGACCGGUUGGACACUACGGGUCUCUGUUUUUCCGAGUUUUCCUAUCAAGCAUUUCAAUCAUACGAUUGGCUUUAUUUGCUUCAAAAAUAUGGGACAGACAUCCAGUUAGGAGGAGUCGAUCAAACAGUUAAUAUACACAAUGGACACGACCUGAUUAAGAGAUUAACGCAAAGACAAGCGUUUGGUUUGUUUGUACCCAUACUGACCAAUGAAGACGGAAAAAAGUUUGGUAAAAGUGAGGGAAAAGCCAUUUACUUAAAUGAAAACAGAACUUCUGCUUUUGCCUUAUAUCAGUUUUUUCAACGACUUACUGACCAACAGGUUCUCAAAUAUUUUAAGAUAUUUUCAUUUCGAUCGGACUCUGAAGUCGAGCAGAUGUUUCAAAAACAAUUGCGAUCACCAAAGCCGUGGUAUUUACAGGAAAAGUUGGCCGAAGAUGUGAUAUUACUAGUUCACGGAGAGGUCGGACUGUCAUCUGCUAAGAGAACCACUGAAUCAUUAUUUAAAAGAGAUAUUAAUUUGUUGGCCCAACUCAGUCAGUCCGAAAUAAAUGAUGUGUUUGAAGGGACACCGGUAUUACAAUUAAUCUUUAAUCCGGAUCAGAUGACUGUCCUUGAAUUAGCAAUGAAAUCACAGUGCUUUGUAAAUGAAUUGGAUGCGCUUCGUAUGAUAAAAAGUGGUGGUCUAUACAUUAAUUAUUCAAAAGUUUGUUCACCACAACAAAUAGUUACACAAAACGAUAUAUUGGCUAAUAGUAUAACACUGGUCAGUGUUGACUUGAUUGCCGUUCACAUCAUUUCCGACAAAUGUUUUCCUUUGCCUCACAAUAACUGGAAGUUUGAGUCAAUGUUUGUCACAAUAAAUCUUUUCAUUGAAUCUGGAGUUUCAUCAGAUUUGCUGUAA
Oppia nitens is the source of this 1620-nucleotide messenger RNA. RefSeq names its product tyrosine--tRNA ligase, mitochondrial-like (gene TyrRS-m). Lineage: Eukaryota; Metazoa; Arthropoda; Arachnida; Sarcoptiformes; Oppiidae. Gene Ontology annotation, biological process: tyrosyl-tRNA aminoacylation. Gene Ontology annotation, molecular function: ATP binding; RNA binding; tyrosine-tRNA ligase activity. The record is from RefSeq and is a predicted model, not a curated record. The coding region runs from base 82 to 1620 and encodes 512 amino acids. The transcript is spliced from 9 exons. Gene Ontology annotation, cellular component: cytosol; mitochondrion.